UUCAUUAGCUAGCUGAUAGCAGUACAGCGACGUUAUCUGACGAUGUAACUAUAUUCUGACAAUAAAACACAGCAAUGUCGAGAAAGAGACAAAAAGAGAAACCAGACAAGGCCAAUGCUGAGGACGAGAAAACUACAGGUGCAACUCCAAUUGAAAAACUGCCUACUCAGACCUUUGAUGAAUAUCAGUGCUCGGGCCAUGUGGAGGUGGACUUCCAUUGUCUUUGUACUCUUCUGGACAUGAAGGAUAUCCCAGCUGUCAGCACGAAGCCCCCAUCCUCCCCUACUGACACUGAAGGAGGGGACAAAGAGGACAGUCAGUUGGAGUCCAAUGCUGAACCGUGCUGGUCCAAGCCGUGCCUCCAGGUGGAGCUGGAGGAGGAAGACCCCCUCCGUGCCAAGUACCUGAAGGUUUCUGGGUGGAAGGUGGAUGAGCGUAUUGCCAGAGUGCUACAGAAGAUGCUCCUCUCCCUGAGCAAGCUGCAGAGCCUUCACUUUUGGCAGGCGGGGCUGACAGAUCCAAUGGUAAUCUCUCUCGUGAACACAAUAUCACUGUGCUCCAACCUCAGGGAUGUGACACUGGAGGGAAACCAUCUUCCAGAACAGAGCUACCACCUUCUCCUCUGUGAAGACAGUGUCCUCACCCACUUGUCCCUGAGAAAUAACCGGAUAGGAGAUGAGGGCGCUCGUCUGAUUGGGUCGGCUCUCUCAACAACCAGAUCUGCUAACAAGAACCUUGUGUCACUCAACCUGGCCUUCAAUGCUAUAGGAGAUGCAGGCGCUACACAUAUCGCACAGGGCCUGCGGUUCAAUCGAGCUUUGUUGGUUCUCUCACUGUCCAACAAUCAGAUUGGAGACUCAGGAGCGGCUCAUCUGGCAGAGAUACUGGUCGAGUUCCCUCUCACUCAUGAAGAAGUUGUGGAUAGGAGAAAGAUGCUUCUGGAGAGAACUCAGACUUCAUGUGAGCAGCCUGCAGAGCAACUUCCCUUGGUAGCCAGUUCACUGAGCAAAGGCAAAAAAAAGGAAGCAUCCAAAAAAGAGGACAAGGCGUCUCACAAGAAAUCUUCUGAUGCGAAGGUGUCUCAAAGUAAAGGUGCCAAGCAGAGUGGCAAAGAGAAGCAACUCGCUGCACAGGAGGAUAAAUCAAAUACUGCCCUGAAUAAGCAGCAGCAGCAGGUAGAGUGUGAGGAGGUGGAGAACCCCCUGCUGGAUCAGUCGGUGCAGCACAGGGACGGGGAGAUCAUUCUGCCUGGAAACACCACUCUCUCCUCCCUGAACCUGGCAGGAAACAGAAUUACAGAGAAAUCGCUGCCUUUAUUCCUGAAAUCUUUAGAGAAGCAGGGUGAGGGAGGAGGCCUGCUGCGUCUCUGUCUGCAGAGAAACCGCUUCCCAGCAGAUUGUGAGUGUUAUGUGAAGAUAAAAGAACUGAUGACACUCACAGCAUAACACAGCUCUGAGCAGACAGAAGAGGAGGAACAGCGGGCAUUCUCAUCCAACAUACCUUUAUAUACACUCUUUAUUUGCUAAAUAACAAUAAAAACACUGUGUCCUCUGCUGUGAGGUGAACAAA
Gymnodraco acuticeps is the source of this 1569-nucleotide messenger RNA. RefSeq names its product leucine rich repeat containing 71 (gene lrrc71). The transcript is spliced from 17 exons. Lineage: Eukaryota; Metazoa; Chordata; Actinopteri; Perciformes; Bathydraconidae. Gene Ontology annotation, molecular function: protein binding. The record is from RefSeq and is a predicted model, not a curated record. The coding region runs from base 75 to 1445 and encodes 456 amino acids.